CGAGGAACGCAUUUUCCGCUGUCAAGGAAUCGAAGGCUUGCUGUUUGGUCGAUCGGUUUGGCUGAUCUAGAGAAGUCAUCUCGUGCUUUGUUUUUUCCUGUGUUUUUUUUUGCGUCGUAUUAGCUGCUUAACUUUAAUCAAGAUGCCAGGCAAAAAGGGAGCAACCAAAGCUGCACCAAAGGUUGAUAGCCAGCCAGAAAAAACUCCAGAAGUCCACGAGGAAAAAGCCCCAGAAGCAGAAGUAGAGAAAGAAGAGCCAACUGUCGAAAACGUCGAAGAAAGAAAGAACCCCGAAAAAAAAGGACGAGGACGUCCAAAAAAGACUGACAGCAGCGAACCUUCAACUAAGAAGCCCAAGCAAGUUAAAGAGAGAAAUCCACCUUCUCGUGUAAGCAGGAGAGUGGCAAACAUGAAGAGUGGUGUGACAGAACCAGCAGUGAACGCCGAACAAGAACCCAAGAACAAAGAUGUCAGCUCAAAGAAAGCACAGGCAAAAGCUCAAGAAGGAAAGAAAGAGCUAUCUGCCUCAAAUGGAGCUACUGAACAAGCCGUUGAGAGUUGAUUUACUUCUAUAAACACUAUGUCUUUACAACCAAAGAGUUUUCUUGGAACUGAGACGGUAAACAAGUGACUUUAGUCUUUGUGUUUCGUUCGUCAUCUUCGACAAGCUUCCAACCUUGCCUUUUAUAUACAUAACUUACAUUUAUUCACCCGAAAACUAGUUUUAAGUUUUCCGUUAGAAUUCUUUAUGCUUUGAUUAGAUAUUUCUCUCUACUUUUGUAGUCGUACAUUUUUUUGUCGUAAAUUCGUUGUAUAGUGUAAAAAGGGUCCAUAUAAACACUGGGGCCAUAAAGCAUGCGGCUGUAAAACAGCCAUUUGACCCAUUGAUCUACGUUUCGAUUUAAUAAAAUUUUACAGAAAGAAAGCUCAUUGUACUUAUCUUGAACAUUUUCAAACUUGUCGUUUAAGAGCUCAUCAUUCGUUUUAUGUGUAAUGUGUUACUGAAAGUAUAACACAACGGACUUUAGUUUUAGUUCUCGAGUAAGUUUAUCGUGCAUCCUAUGACUUCGACUUACAUUGUAAAUGUUCUCUGUGUGAAAGACCAUAGUAAAGUCUUCCAUUUUUUAAA
Messenger RNA from Actinia tenebrosa (Australian red waratah sea anemone), 1129 nucleotides. RefSeq lists its product as uncharacterized. Lineage: Eukaryota; Metazoa; Cnidaria; Anthozoa; Actiniaria; Actiniidae. The record is from RefSeq and is a predicted model, not a curated record.